Pan troglodytes (chimpanzee) is the source of this 3998-nucleotide messenger RNA. It is a transcript of the gene BBS9, whose product is annotated as Bardet-Biedl syndrome 9. The transcript is spliced from 22 exons. Gene Ontology annotation, biological process: cilium assembly. NCBI's taxonomy places the organism in Eukaryota, Metazoa, Chordata, Mammalia, Primates, Hominidae. The record is from RefSeq and is a predicted model, not a curated record. Gene Ontology annotation, cellular component: BBSome; membrane. The coding region runs from base 792 to 3440 and encodes 882 amino acids.
GGGGAGAGGGCGGGCACGCGCCCGGGGGGGCGUGGCCUGCGCCCGGAGCCCAGGCAGGAGGAGGGUCUUCCUUAAGGAACUGCUGCCAGGACAGGGCAGAGGAUUGCAGUAAUUAUCACUCUCUGCUAAUGAGGACCAGGCCGUGGUUCACUCGAGCCCCGCCCCAGUAGUAAUCUAAUUCCAACCGCGGCCCUCUCAGAAGUCGGUCUCCGCCUUUGCGCCUCAGCCUCUCUGUACUCCAGCCCCCAGAAGUCGGCGCGGCACGGCGUGACCUGCGCAGUGGCGUCCGUUGUAAGUGCUAUGACAACAGGGCGAAGAUGUCUCAGAGUUAGGCUGGAGAGGGGAGGUGUCCCUUCCGCUGCGGCCGUCGGGUUUCUGCUACAUCCCAUUCACCGCCUCCUCCAUCCUUUUCUCCUCGGUGUGAGCAGCAGGACUUGCAUUUGUUCUCGCCUGCCUAGUGUCUUCCAAGGGAUAGAUGCCGUUUCCUCUGCUGGUCUCUGGGGGUGACGGGGGGCGCAGGGGAGCUUCUUGGGGGAAUCACUCCAACUCUGUGGAGCUGGUGGUGCUGCCUGGUGGGGCUCUCUCUUUGCCCGGGACGUGGAACAACUUUCAGCUGGAGGACGAGAGGGAAUAGUGAAGCUAAAGGUUGCUUUUCUCUGCACCCUCCGUUCUUGCUCCCUCUGCUCCAUCACUGGGACCUUGUCAGGCGUUCAUAAAGCAAAAUUUGCCGAACGAGGGUUCGCAGAAAGGUGGGGCAGAGCUCAUCUGACGUGGCAUCAGUGUGAAAGAAAAUGUCUUUAUUUAAAGCCCGUGAUUGGUGGUCUACUAUUCUGGGAGAUAAAGAAGAAUUUGAUCAAGGCUGUUUGUGUCUGGCUAAUGUUGACAAUAGUGGAAAUGGACAAGAUAAAAUAAUUGUGGGUAGCUUUAUGGGAUACCUAAGGAUCUUUAGCCCCCAUCCUGCAAAAACAGGAGAUGGAGCUCAAGCCGAAGAUUUGCUUCUAGAAGUGGAUCUACGAGAUCCAGUACUUCAAGUGGAAGUAGGAAAGUUUGUUUCAGGUACUGAAAUGCUGCAUUUGGCUGUGUUACAUUCUAGAAAACUUUGUGUCUACUCUGUCUCAGGAACCUUGGGUAAUGUGGAACAUGGGAACCAAUGUCAGAUGAAAUUGAUGUAUGAACAUAAUCUUCAGAGAACAGCCUGCAAUAUGACCUAUGGAUCAUUUGGUGGUGUAAAAGGUCGAGAUUUAAUUUGCAUCCAGUCUAUGGAUGGGAUGCUGAUGGUAUUUGAGCAGGAGAGCUAUGCUUUUGGAAGAUUUCUCCCUGGCUUUCUUCUGCCUGGUCCUCUUGCCUACAGUUCCCGUACAGAUUCCUUCCUUACUGUCUCUUCCUGCCAACAAGUGGAAAGUUAUAAGUACCAGGUACUUGCUUUUGCAACAGAUGCAGAUAAAAGGCAGGAGACUGAACAGCAAAAACUUGGUUCUGGAAAAAGACUAGUUGUGGAUUGGACUCUAAAUAUUGGAGAGCAAGCCCUUGACAUAUGUAUUGUCUCUUUCAAUCAGUCGGCAUCCUCUGUUUUUGUUCUUGGUGAGAGAAACUUUUUUUGCCUUAAGGAUAAUGGACAAAUUCGAUUCAUGAAGAAGCUUGAUUGGAGCCCAAGUUGUUUUCUGCCAUAUUGCUCAGUUUCUGAAGGAACAAUAAAUACUUUGAUUGGAAAUCAUAAUAACAUGCUGCAUAUUUAUCAAGAUGUGACACUGAAGUGGGCCACCCAACUUCCCCACAUUCCUGUAGCAGUAAGAGUGGGCUGUUUGCAUGAUUUAAAGGGAGUGAUAGUCACUCUGAGUGAUGAUGGUCACUUGCAGUGUUCAUACCUGGGGACAGAUCCUUCUCUGUUCCAAGCUCCAAACGUUCAAUCUCGAGAACUAAACUAUGAUGAACUUGAUGUAGAAAUGAAAGAACUUCAGAAAAUCAUCAAAGAUGUUAACAAAUCACAAGGUGUUUGGCCCAUGACUGAGAGAGAAGAUGACUUGAACGUUUCUGUCGUGGUUUCUCCUAACUUUGAUUCAAUUUCUCAAGCGACCGAUGUUGAGGUGGGAACUGACCUUGUCCCUUCUGUCACGGUGAAGGUCACACUGCAGAACAGAGUGAUAUUGCAAAAAGCCAAAUUAUCAGUCUACGUGCAACCACCAUUAGAAUUGACUUGUGAUCAGUUCACCUUUCAAUUUAUGACACCAGAUUUGACUAGAACAGUAAGCUUUUCUGUUUAUCUGAAAAGAAGUUAUACACCAUCAGAAUUGGAAGGAAAUGCUGUUGUUUCUUAUUCCAGACCAACAGGCAUUCCGCGAGUUAUCCAGUGUAAAUUUAGACUUCCCCUAAAGUUAAUUUGCCUACCAGGUCAGCCUUCAAAAACUGCAAGCCACAAAAUUACUAUUGAUACCAACAAAUCUCCAGUCAGUCUUCUUAGUCUCUUCCCAGGUUUUGCCAGUCAGUCAGAUGAUGAUCAGGUGAAUGUAAUGGGUUUUCACUUCUUAGGAGGUGCUCGAAUUACUGUUCUUGCUUCCAAAACUUCUCAACGAUAUCGCAUUCAGAGUGAGCAAUUUGAAGAUCUUUGGCUCAUAACCAAUGAGCUUAUUCUUCGCCUUCAAGAAUAUUUUGAAAAACAGGGAGUCAAAGAUUUUGCAUGUUCUUUUUCGGGAUCUAUACCCCUUCAAGAAUAUUUUGAGUUGAUUGAUCAUCAUUUUGAGCUACGGAUAAAUGGUGAAAAAUUAGAAGAACUCUUAUCUGAGAGAGCUGUACAAUUUCGGGCCAUUCAACGCCGGCUACUAGCAAGAUUUAAAGAUAAAACUCCUGCCCCUCUUCAACACCUGGACACCUUGUUAGAUGGAACCUACAAGCAGGUAAUUGCUCUAGCAGAUGCAGUGGAGGAAAACCAAGGCAAUCUGUUCCAGUCAUUCACCAGGCUGAAGAGUGCCACCCAUUUGGUGAUUCUGCUGAUCGCGCUGUGGCAGAAGCUUAGUGCUGACCAGGUUGCUAUUCUGGAAGCGGCAUUUCUGCCGCUACAAGAAGACACUCAAGAAUUGGGCUGGGAAGAAACGGUGGAUGCCGCCAUUUCCCACCUGUUGAAGACUUGCCUGUCGAAGAGUUCUAAGGAGCAGGCUAUGAACCUCAACAGCCAGCUGAACAUACCCAAAGACACAAGCCAACUGAAGAAACAUAUCACCUUGCUCUGCGAUAGAUUAGCCAAAGGUGGCCGUCUCUGCCUAAGUACCGAUGCAGCAGCCCCACAGACCAUGGUCAUGCCAGGUGGUUGUACUACAAUCCCAGAGUCAGACCUAGAAGAAAGAUCAGUAGAACAAGACUCUACAGAACUGUUUACCAACCACAGACAUCUCACUGCAGAGACACCCAGGCCUGAAGUUUCACCCCUCCAAGGAGUCUCGGAAUAAUUCAAGUAGAGUUGUUUGGUUGAGAGGAACAUCCCCAUCUCAAGGCCGAACCUGUGUGAACCUCAUGCCAAGCACAGAUAUAGGGCUGGCGCAGGUGCUUCCUAAAGCUUACCUUCCUGGAGAUGACAUGCAUAGAAAGAGGGGUUGGGACUUUUUACUUCACUAGGAGGACUUGUAACACCAUGGGGAAGUCAGCUGAAACUUGUCUUGUUUUGCCAGGAAAGGAAGUAGUUGCCUUUGGUCAUCCAUGUGCUGAUAGUCACAGAAUACAGUGAGAUGACAUAGUUUUGGGUUAGAUUUUAUAAUGCAAAGAUUCAGAUCCAAAAUAAUUUCAUACCCCAUUUUUUCACAGAAUUCUUAUAUAGUAAAUGUAUGAAGUUUAAUAAAGCAUCUCAUUGUCAAAUAAUAUCUUGGAUUUUAUUUAUAAUUAGAGGGAUUUAUGAGUGAUUGGUCUACAUUAUUUCUUCAAAGGAAAGGAAAGGAAUUGAAGACUUUGCUACUCUCUGGUAAGACUUGAAUGUGAUUAUUUUAUAAAUAAAAGAACCACCAUGAAACUUU